AUGGCUAAGUUUUGUACUUCAGGAAAAAUGGCAAAAGCAAGGGCAGGAAAUAAAUUAACAGCUAUAUCAUUGGAGCUGCAAGAAUGUCCAGUUUGUAUGGAGGCUAUGUCUGCACCUAUAUUUCUAUGUCAAUCAGGACACAGCUUAUGUCAUUCUUGUACAAAAGUGUUGUGUCCUCCAAAUUGUCCAAUUUGUCGCGAACCAAUGACACAAAUGAGGAAUUGGAAACUUGAGGAGAUUAUAGCAAAGGCCAAUGUUCCAUGUCCAAAUAAAUUACAUGGCUGUAAAUAUGUCAUGCCGUCUCAAAAUAUGGAAAAUCAUCUUAAAGAGUGCAUAUUCCGUGUGAUGGUUUGCCCUCUUGGAGCCGUGUUUGGAAAAUGUUCUUGGACUGGAAAUCUAAAAGAGAUGAUGGAUCACUUUAAGGAACGUCACCCUCAGCAUUGCAACAUAAACCCUGACACUGAGGUGGAAUACAAAAACAUUUCAAUCGAAGAAGAUGAGCGG
Molecule: messenger RNA, 504 nt
Organism: Iphiclides podalirius (scarce swallowtail)
Lineage: Eukaryota; Metazoa; Arthropoda; Insecta; Lepidoptera; Papilionidae
Source: the annotation of a GenBank genome assembly